AUGGAGAAUCUUCCCACUGAUAUCUUAGAAAACAUACUUUUCCAAUUACCUGUUCCUGUAAUGUUACAGGACAGACGGGUAUGCACAGCUUGGGAAGCUCUCCUCCGCAAUUAUAAAUUUGACAAGCCGGGUUAUCUUUUUUCUCUUGGGUUUGAUGAUGAUGAUGAGCAUGGACAACUUUUCUACGGAGAACCAUAUGAUGAUCAUGUCAACAAGAAUUACUACGACACUUUUGCAAGGAUGGAACCUCACAGAUUCACUAUGAAAAACCUAGACAAGGAUUUCCCGGUUGGGUCUUGCAAUGGUUUGUUAUCAUCAUCAAGUAGCAAGUGUUUUGGUUAUUGCCAUUCAACUAAAGAGUACAAGGUGGUUACGAUAUAUAAGCAGCAGGAUGAUGAUGGACAUGUCCAAGUAUAUACUGUUGGAUCAGGAAAGUGGAAGUACAUAACAUCUAUCCCUGCUUGUGAGUCGUCAAUUCAAGGUUCAUCAGGCGUCUAUGCCAAUGGAGCUCUUCACCGGUUGCAUUAUUCACCAAAACUUGAGGUCUUGGCCAUCAGUUUGAAAGAUAAUAAGUCUUAUUCCAUCCCAUUCCCAAAAGAUGCGAACCAUUGUCGCGGUUAUAUAAGUUUCAAGUUGCUUGGAGAGCGGAAUAUAGAGCUGUCAAACAAGCCAAAACCCGCGGAUUAA
Messenger RNA from Papaver somniferum (opium poppy), 687 nucleotides. RefSeq lists its product as uncharacterized. The transcript has 2 exons. Bases 1 to 687 code for a protein of 228 amino acids. Gene Ontology annotation, molecular function: protein binding. Lineage: Eukaryota; Viridiplantae; Streptophyta; Magnoliopsida; Ranunculales; Papaveraceae. The record is from RefSeq and is a predicted model, not a curated record.